CACCAUUAAUCGAUAUAGCGCGCAUUAUUGAUACUCAUCUGUCGAGGGAAAGAGACACAGACACCGAAUUUGUUUCAAGAGUAGCUCUGUGCUUUUUCGGGCAAGUUAAAAAUGUAAAUCACGUGCAGCUGACCAGUUUUAUAGAUAACGUCAUGCGACCCCUCUUGGAAUAUUUUCCGAGCAUAGACGUCUACUUGCAUACGUACAACAUAGUUUCAUUCCAUAAUCCUAGAAACCUAGAAAAGAAUGUGACAUUGCAUGUUGCCGACUCACUCAAUUUGAUAUUCUCCGAGCUGCGGGAGCUGCCUGGCGUUAAAAUAAGGAAUAUCUCGAUCACACAAGAUGCCAAAGCUGCAGAUAGAUCAUUUCGCCCCCUCAACUUUUAUCUAAGCCACGGAGAUCCUUGGAGGAACGAGGGCCUGUCCAUGUUCUAUUUCCUUCGGCAACUUUACAGCUUGGAGACAGUGACCCGUCUGUGGGAGAAGAGCCCCUCCACCGGCGAUCGUUACCAAGCAGUAGUCUACGUUAGACCAGAUUUGUUGUUUGAGAGCCCUUUACCCGUAGCGGAUACCUUGGAUGUAAUCGAUGAAGAACAUUCAAAAAGAAUAUUGUGGCCUCGAACAGUCUUCUCUCCCAAUUUUGACGUUUUCGGCGGCAUGAACGACCGAUUUGCCCUUGGAACUCCGGAUGUGAUGAGUGUCUAUGGGUAUCGAAAGAAUGACAUUGACCGCUUCAUGGAGGAGAAUCCAACCAAGCAUCUCCAUGCCGAAAGCUAUUUAGCCUGGGUAAUGAAGGACAGUUUAAUAAGAUGCGAAACUCUCGAUUUUUCCUUUAAGCGCAUUCGAGCACGGAUUGAUAAAUGAGUAUGAAUAAAGUAAGAAAUAUAAAGUGUAAAA
Messenger RNA from Nannochloropsis gaditana CCMP526, 896 nucleotides. RefSeq lists its product as uncharacterized. The annotation marks the transcript as partial. The transcript has a single exon. The record is from RefSeq and is a predicted model, not a curated record.